This is a messenger RNA of Didymodactylos carnosus, 594 nucleotides long. The record is from the annotation of a GenBank genome assembly. NCBI's taxonomy places the organism in Eukaryota, Metazoa, Rotifera, Eurotatoria, Philodinida, Philodinidae.
AUGAGUAUUUAUCGUAAUGUUAAAUGUGUUUGUGUCGGUGAUGGAGCAGUGGGUAAAACAUGUUUAUUAAUGAGUUAUACAACGAACGCGUUUCCCGGUGAAUAUAUUCCAACAGUAUUUGACAAUUAUUCCGCUAAUAUAAUGGUUGAAAAUGAACCAGUUAAUCUUGGACUUUGGGAUACAGCUGGUCAAGAAGAUUACGAUCGACUAAGACCAUUAUCGUAUCCUCAAACCGAUGUAUUUCUGGUAUGUUUUUCAAUAGUAAAUCCAACAUCAUUUGACAAUGUUCGCGCAAAAUGGUUUCCAGAAAUAAAACAUUACAAUCCUGAAACGCCUAUUGUACUAGUGGGGACAAAAUUAGAUUUAAGGGAAGAUCGAAAUACGAUUGAAAAACUAUCGUCACGUAGAAUGGCACCAAUUCCCACUCAAAAAGGUUGUUUAAUGGCACAAGAAAUACAAGCCGUUUCUUAUAUUGAAUGUAGUGCAUUAACACAAAAAAAUCUUUCUCGUGUAUUCGAUGUGGCAAUUCGGGCUGGAUUAGGCAAAUUUCCAAAAUUAAAAUCAAAGAAAAGACAUCGUUGUCUAUUAUCAUAA